This is a messenger RNA of Darwinula stevensoni, 4005 nucleotides long. The record is from the annotation of a GenBank genome assembly. NCBI's taxonomy places the organism in Eukaryota, Metazoa, Arthropoda, Ostracoda, Podocopida, Darwinulidae.
AUGGAGAUAGUAGCAAUUCCUCUUCUCCACGCGAAAUUGCUCGAACCGGUCAGUUUCCAUGCAACACCAAGGCAGGCAACACAAUUCGAGCAGUUUCUCACAUCGAUCGAGUUCAAAAAUGAAGAUAUUUCGGAAACACCCGUCGGUCGGGCCGAAAUGACAAAAAGAAAAUGCCAGAACUGCAAGGAGUUUUCUGCUUUUGGACUGCGUAGCUACGAAAGAAAAGGAAACUUGGACAUUCGAAAUCACCUGUCCACUAACCUGAAGAUAUACAUGGGAGCAGGCGACUUGCGGCCCUACGUGGAAGCAGCCGCCGCUUACAUGCGCGAGCAUUACCCAGACGCCCACACGAAAGCCAAUUCACUGCCUGAAGGGUAUAUUCUAGCACGGAAGAAAUUCGAUAAGCACGUAGAAAAACUUGAAGACGUGGAGAGCCUCCAGCCGGGCGAUCUAUCCGUCGCCAUGGUCUUCGAUCGCCUCAGGAAUGCUUUCAAGGAUGUGCCGUCUCUCACUGUCUUUGAUUACUCCUUUGCAGAAACCUUUCUGAGGGGUAUCGAUGAAGAGCAUAAAGAGUUGCUGAUCAAAAAUUCUAGACUCGAUGAAGGAGACCUGGAGGAUGGCGAUCAUGAUGUCUUCAGCAUUGGAAUAUCGGACAAAAAUAUAUUGGGACUUUUCAUUCAAGUAAAGGGAGUUGUUCCACGCUCAUCCGAACGUGCGAUCAGAGAAAAAAUCUCGAAGGCAAAGAAGCAAAUCAAAAAGGACUUACGUUUUUUCAGGAUCAUGUGCGGUGAAUUUCUGAAUCCGAGCGUUAAGCUUGCGGGUUUUAUAGCACUGCCGAUGCUCUCAAAUUCGGAUUUGCAGGAUGUGAUCAAAUGCGAUCAUUGCAGAGCACAUAUCAUUACCUCUGACGAUCUGCACGAUCCACGACGUUUCAAGGAGUUCCUAGCGAGACACGGCAUCUCCUUGGAGUCCUGGGAUGCCUCAUCCCCCGCCACGCAGACCUUCAAGGACAUCCUCGACCUCUACGUGUGCGCCGCAGCAGCCGUGGAACUCCCAAAAAACCAAGCCGAGUUCCUCGCCCAAAGCGAGGAACAAAUGCAACGGUUGCUCGUGCUUCUCACGCCCGAACAGAGGAAUUUAGUGGAGAGUAAUUCAGAAAGGAUUUUCAUAUUUGGCGGAAGCGGAACGGGGAAGACGAUAGUCCUCGAGAAAAGAGCUGAGAAAUUGGCGGAGACAGCUGAAGUGUUGGUGGUGAACGUUGCCGGAGGAAAACUGACGGAGCAAUUACGGCGCGACUUCGAAGGGAAAAAUGCUAUCCAAGUGAUCGAUGGCGACCCUGAACCUUCCCUGGAUGAGGACCUUGAAAGGUUGAAGAAUAUCCUAAAGGAGAAGGGAAAAGAAAAGCACAUCCUCAUCGAUGAAGUCCCUAUUACACUAGGAUUUCGUGGGAUUUUCACCCCAGAAGCUCUUUCGACCCACUGGCAGGAGUUUCUGGAAAGCUUGAAAGACUGUGAAAUCAAGUCCGUCACUAUUGCCUUCAGACCGAAUGAUCAGUCCUACUCCAAUGAUUUCAGCCCCGAGGACUUCAACCCGGGUGAAUCGUGCGAAGUGAAGGUCCUGAAAAAAAUCAAGAGAAACACAAGACAUAUAUCUGAAUUGUUCCUGGCCAUUGGGAACUUUCGGAGGCAAGUCUUUGUGUCAUCUGAGCCUUCUCUCCGGCUGAACAUCAGAAAUUCAAGGCGACCGAGCUUGGACACAGCUUCAGGGGAACAGUGGCUACCCCGCUUGUACACGUUCCCAUCAUGCCAAGCCCUUCAUUACAAAUGCAAAGAUCCCACGAUCUGCCGUGUUGUCAGAGCCGCCUCCGCCCUGAAAGUCAUUCACGAUGAAUACUCGAAUACCACCGAAAAGGUCCUCAUUGUCGUAGUUGAUGAUGAGAAAGUGAAGAAAUUCAAGAACGAAAGCAUCCUUGAAUUGGAGGAGAAGGACUUGCCUCCCUUCGACAUACAAGAUACUUGCGUCUGGAAAGAAGAGGAGGAGAAAGGGGAUGACACGACUGGUAAGGCAGUAGUUAUUGGAAUAUUCGGAUACCCAGCUUCGGGAAAAUCCAUGGAAGUGGACAGAAUCAUGCGACAAUUCAUGAAGCGUCGGCGCGGAGUCAUUCUUCAUUGCGGAGGUAUGCUGUCUUGGGAACUUUAUCAACGGCGCUGGAAGGAUCGCGCGGACUUAGUGGAAUGUCGCCGAGAUGAAAUCAAGUCACUCCACGAUGUUAUCAACCAUGAAAGCGUUAAAAAAGCCAACAAGAGGGAGGGAACGGCGAACAAAGAGGAUGUGCUCAGUCCUCUGUUAGUAGUCGUCGAAGACUACAUGUUGUCGGAAGAGUUGGUGGUGAAUUUUCAAGAAGCAAUAAAUUAUUUGGUAAACAAUAAAAUCAAGGUUCUCAUCGCUUUCACGACACAUUCGGUAGAUGUUUCUGGAAUCUCAUUGGAAAAAAUUAUAACGGACUGGAAAAACCAUAAGGACUGCAAAACCAUUGUCCAACCAACUCAACCAACUAACGAGCAACUUCUCAAUUAUAUCCAAGAAAAUGAAACGCCAACUGCUUUGAACUUGGAAGCGAAGAGUCUGCUUACAUCACCCGACCCUUCAGACAUAGUCCAAGGCCAAGUCCAAAUGUUCGAUCGCUGCUCGGGACAACACGGAGGGUACAAAUGCAGGGGAAAGAACUCAUGUUGUAAGGAUGUGUCCGUCCUUGCCUCGCUUCUACUGUCCGUAGCUUCAGAUAUCACACUCAAACAGGGAUCGGGUGAAAAGGUACUAACUGCACUAGUGUCGGAUGAAAAUAUACUGAAUAAGUUGAAGAAGACUCUCGGGACGAGAGUGCCGCAUGCAAGUGCUGCAUGCAAGACGAGCGAAAUCGAAGUGCUGCACCCAAGAGAUUUCCGUGGAUGUGAGGCUGCAGCUGUCAUCUCCGUCGACGUCAGUGACGAAUGGUUGCUGGAAGUCAUCUCCCGCUCCAGGACUCUCCUCAGCAUCAUCGACAACCUCGAUGAACAUGAAGACUUGUGGCGGACAAUGAUGGAAAAAGGAUGCGUUCAACCGAAACUUGCGCCCUUCCCGAAAGACAUUGAAGACGGGCCAGAGCUCCUGAGGCUUGACGAUGCAUGGAAAUUCCUCAAAAGGCCCACCUGGGACGAGGGAGCAAGCCGGAUUGGAGAAGCGGCGGUCGGUGCAGCGAAUAUCCUGGAUGAGUCCACGGGUUCCAUUUCCAUUUCCCUCUUCAAAGAAACAUGGGAAUACCUCAAAAAAGCAAGGCCCUCUCUUCCCGCAUCAUCAUCUCCUUUCUCCCAAUGGGGAUACGUUGAUAACGGGUGGAUGGGGAGAGUGCCUCAAUCUGAUGACAAGGUCAGAAUUCUCGAUAUCCUCAAAGAAAGAGGAGUUGAGGGAGGGGAUGAAGGCCACGCACUCCCAUUGAAAAUAAGAAAGGAGAAUGGAGCCGGGGGAGUGCUGGAGUCCCUCUCCGUUUACCUCACGGGUUCUCUUCUUUUCUACCAUCUUCUGCUGAAAGUAUUGGGCGAGGAGGAUCCCAAGAAACCAUAUCCUCUACUUCAAAAAGCAUCGAAACUCCUCCAGAGGCCAAUCGUCCUCAUUGGGGAGAAUCCCUACGACUCAAGAACCUUCUUCCCCGGAACAUUUGCAACCUUUGCAGGUGAGAAACGGAAGGGUGGAAUCCUCCUGUUCGGCAGCACCUGCAACGACUCCAUCGGAAUCCAUCCAGUUGUUCCCAUGGAUAAUUUCGAAGAUCCCCGUGAUAUCUGGAUGAUGAAGGGUAAGCUACCCAAAGCAUACGAUGAAGAACACAGAAUGAUCCCCUGCCUUUCCCCUGAAAAAAUUGUCUUCCGAGGCGAAGUGGACGUGCAUUGGAAUGCGCACACAGUGCCCCUGUUGUGGGCCCUGGACCGACAGGCGGCCGGUUUAGCGCCUCUCAGCACAGAUGCCACUUGA